AUGUCCGAAAAACUGGGAGCCAUGGGUGGUAACUUGGGAGAAACAUUCGACGAUGGUGUUUUUGACGGUGUGAAGAAAAUAACUGUUGGAAAAGACCUUGACAGUGUAACUUAUAUCAAGAUCGAGUACGAAAAAGACGGAAAACCUGAAACUCGUGAACAUGGGACGAUUCGUGGAGAACUUAAAGAGUUUGCGGUGAAAUAUCCAAAUGAAUAUAUCACAUCCGUUGGUGGAAGCUACGAACAUGUAUUCAAAUAUGGAACCGAGCUGAUCAAAUCGUUGAUCUUCAAAACUUCCUCUGGAAGAACCUCUCUACUUGGUCAUAGGACGUUAAGUGGAAAUCCAGAUGUGGAGGAGUUCAUGCUUGAGGGUAAAAAUGGAGGAAAGCUUCUCGGUUUCCAUGGACGUUGUGGUCAAGCUCUUGAUGCCAUUGGCGCUCAUUUCGGAACUGGUUCUGGUGGAGGAAACCUUGCCUCUCUUCCCACUCCAGCUCCAGGUCUCGCUCAUGUUGGUGGACCACAGAAGUUGGAAGCACAAGGAGGUAAGGGAGGAAAACAAUGGGACGAUGGAGCAGAUCAUGACGGUGUGGUCAAGAUACACGUUGCACCUGGUGGUCUAGGGAUUGAGAACAUCAAGUUCGAUUACGUUAAAAAUGGAGGGACAAAAGAAGGAUUUUUUCACGGUGUGAAGGCUAGAGGUUUCAUUACAACGAUUGAAAUUAGCCAUCCCGAUGAGUAUCUUGUUUCUGUAGAGGGUUGGUAUGACUCUUCCAAUACCAUUCAAGGAAUCAAGUUUGAAACCAACAAAAACACUUCGGAUGUGAUUGGAUAUGGUUUUUCUGAAGAUGGUAAACCAUUUGCACUUCAAGUUAAGGACAAGAAGAUCGUUGGCUUUCAUGGUUUCGCUGAUUCUCGUCUCAAUUCGCUUGGAGCUUAUUUCACUCCCAUAUCUUCCUCGCCAUCUUCCAUUAAACUUCCAGAAAAAGGCAGAAACGGAGGAGUUUCUUGGGACGAUGGUGUUCAUGAUAACGGGUUAGAGUUGCUCUCCGGAGUGGGUCACGGGAAGUCAUUGCCCCGAACAAGAAAGUUUAUGGUUGAUCCAGAUGAUUACAUCACAUCUGUGAAAGUCUACUACGAGAAACUAUCUGGCUCGGAGACAGAGAUUAUAACAGCUCUUAUAUUCAAAACAUUCAAAGGCAAAACCUCUCAGCCGUUUGGAAUCACUUCACCGGAUAUAUCCUUGCUUGAAGGCGGAAAAAUCACCGGAUUCUAUGGAAGUUCAGGCGACUUUCUUCAUUCUAUCGGUGCUUAUAUGUCUCUCUCCUCUACUCCGAUGUUGCGUGGCAAGUGGAUUAAGGUGGAGCAAAAAAACAAGGGUCCUGGACCAAGAUGCUCAAACGCUAUAGCAAUGGUUGGAGACAAAAUGUACUCUUUUGGAGGAGAGUUAACCCCAAAUUUCCACAUCGAUAAACAUCUCUACGUUUUCGAUUUCAAGACUCACACGUGGGCGCUUGCUCAUCCAAACGGCGACGUUCCUGAACUCCCUUGUUUAGGCGUUUGCAUGGUAGCCAUCGGCACUACACUCUACGUCUUCGGUGGCCGCGAUGGCCACCGUAAUUACAGCGGUUUCUACUCUUACGACACGGUUAAAAGCGAGUGGAAACUCAUAACUCCUGUCGAUAAAGGACCUGCACCGCGUAGCUUCCACGCGAUGGCUGCUGAUGAAAAAAACAUUUAUGUCUUUGGUGGAGUAAGCUCUACGGUACGUGUCAACACACUUCAUGCUUACAACAUCGUUGAUCAGAAGUGGACUGAGCUUCCGAAUCCAGGAGAGUCUUGCGAAGGGAGAGGUGGAAUGGGGCUCGCGGUUGUGCAAGGGAAGAUUUGGGUUGUGUAUGGAUUUAACGGGGAUGAAAUGGAUGAUGUCCAUUGCUUUGAUCCUGUUGAAAGUAAGUGGACUCAAGUGGAAACAACGGGUGAAAAACCGUGGCCAAGAAGCGUGUUUGCGAUAGCAGUUGUGGGGAAAUAUAUAAUAAUGUCUGGUGGGGAGAUUGAUAUGGACCCAAUGGCUCAUUUGGGUCCGGGAAAAUUGAGUGGCGGGGCUUUCGUGUUGGACACGGAGAGUUUGUUGUGGGAGAAGCUCGAGGAAGGUCAUAGCCCACGUGGAUGGUGCGCGUCCACGACUGCAUCCAUUGAUGGAAAGAAAGGGUUGUUGAUGCAUGGAGGAAAGGCUCCAACCAACGGUCGUUAUGAUGACAUCUUUUUCUAUGGAGUAGACUAUGCGUGA
This is a messenger RNA of Microthlaspi erraticum, 2286 nucleotides long. NCBI's taxonomy places the organism in Eukaryota, Viridiplantae, Streptophyta, Magnoliopsida, Brassicales, Brassicaceae. The record is from the annotation of a GenBank genome assembly.